AUGAAAAGAUUUGUAACUACUGAUAAAACAUGGAUUCUCUACAUCAAUCCUGAGUCAAAAGAAAAAUCAAAAGAAUGGAAACACCCCAAUUCUCCACCUCCAAAGAAGGUUAAGUCAAUGUUUCCAAGUAGAAAAGUUAUGGCUUCAAUAUUUUGGGAUUCUAAAGAGAUUCUGCUAAUGGAUUUUUUUCCAAGUGGUCAAACUAUAACUGGAGAAUAUUAUUCUAAUCUUUUGGACCAGUUUGACCAAAAAAUUCGUGAAAAAAGACCUGGAUUAAGCAAAAAAAAAAUCAUUUUUCACCAGAACAAUGCGCGUGCUCAUACGUGCUUGACUUCUUUAGCAAAAAUCUCAAGUUUAAGAUUCAAAAAAUUUUUAAGUGGAAAGCGAUUUUCAUCACUUGAAGAGCUUCAAGAGACCGUAAAUGGCUAUUUUGAAGGCCUUGAAAAAAAUCACUUCAAAGAAGGCAUAGAAGCUAUGGAAUCAAGAUGGAAAAAAUGCAUUGAGCUUGAGGGGAAUACGUCGAAUAAUGGCUGUAUAAUUAGAAAAAAAUAUUAA
Messenger RNA from Strongyloides ratti, 555 nucleotides. Its product is annotated as Transposase, type 1 family-containing protein. The coding region runs from base 1 to 555 and encodes 184 amino acids. The record is from RefSeq and is a predicted model, not a curated record. Gene Ontology annotation, molecular function: nucleic acid binding. NCBI's taxonomy places the organism in Eukaryota, Metazoa, Nematoda, Chromadorea, Rhabditida, Strongyloididae. The transcript has 2 exons.